AUGGUGACCGGCAUUGGGAGCCCCCAACAAGGGGUCUCCAACGUGGCUAUGAGUGCUGACGUGCAGAAGAAGGGAGAUAACAGACGGAGUAACAAGCCUAUAAUGGAAAAAAGGCGUCGGGCGCGCAUCAAUAACUGCUUAAACGAAUUAAAGGCUCUUAUCCUUGAUGCGAUGAAGAAAGACCCGGCCCGUCAUUCGAAGCUCGAGAAAGCCGAUAUAUUAGAAAUGACAGUGAAACAUUUAGAAGGGCUGCGGUCGGAAGGGACUUCGCCAGAUAGAUUUAAGGCGGGCUACAGACAUUGUUUGUCUGAAGUAGCUAAAUUUCCAGGAUUAGAAUCUGGUUUAAAACGACGACUAGUUCGCCAUUUAGAAGGGUGCGUUAACACACCUGGCUCAAGACCGUUUGCAGCCCCAACACCUCCAUCGGAUGCUGAAGACGCAGUUGUUCCUCCACAACACUCUACAAUUUUUAUCUCUGCAGGUCCCGGUUCUGGAGUGCGAUUAGUUCCAACGAGAUUAUCCAAUGGUGAUAUCGCACUGGUACUGCCAGCCGGCGUUAAUGCGAGCACACUAGGUUCCGUACCUACUCUUGUACCUUUAUCUCCUAGAGAUAUUUCAUCGACAUCAUCAGAACCAAGAUGUUUUUCACCUGCUAGUUCUGGAUGGGGUACUCCCCCUCCUCCCAUCGAAGAACCUGCGCCCCUGGCUUUAGUAACCAGGAAACCACCAGAAGAAAAGCCUUGGCGACCUUGG
This is a messenger RNA of Brenthis ino (lesser marbled fritillary), 753 nucleotides long. The record is from the annotation of a GenBank genome assembly. Lineage: Eukaryota; Metazoa; Arthropoda; Insecta; Lepidoptera; Nymphalidae.